Molecule: messenger RNA, 639 nt
Organism: Rosa chinensis
Lineage: Eukaryota; Viridiplantae; Streptophyta; Magnoliopsida; Rosales; Rosaceae
Exons: 1
Coding region: 1-639 (212 amino acids)
Source: RefSeq, a predicted model, not a curated record
AUGGAUCUGGAUUCAACACGCCAAACCGAGAAACCUGCUGCUCUAACUUAUGAAAGCACUGAUGAAGAAAAGGCUUUUCAUAAGGCUUGGGAAAAGUCUAAUAGACUGAGCUUUAUGCUGAUGCGAAUGACUAUAGCAAACAACAUAAAGACUACACUUCCGAAAGCUGAAAUUGCAAAGAAAUUCUUGAAGAACAUUGAGGAUCGUUUCAAGAGAGCUGACAAGUCUCUUGCAGGGACAUUAAUUGCUGAACUUACCACCAAGAAAUCUAAUGGUAGAAGAAGCAUGCAUAAGCAUGUUGUUGAAAUGACUAAUCUGGCAGCAAAGUUGAAGGCCUUGGGAAUGAAUGUGGAUGUGUUCUUUCUUGUUCAAUUUAUUUUGAACUCAUUGCCUCCUCAGUAUGAGGCAUUUCAGAUUAACUAUAACACUAUUAAGGAUAAGUGGAAUGUUAAUGAAUUGUCCAGUAUGCUUGUUCAAGAGGAAGAAAGGCUUAAGCAACAAGAACAAAAUUCCAUUCAUCUUGUAGGUCAUGGAGCUGAAAGAAAACUUGGAAAAAAAAACCUGGAAAGGGUGCUAAGAAAGGACCACCAAAGAACAAUGGACCUGCUGAUGCUGCUCAGGUUCCUAAUAAGGGACUGA